Molecule: messenger RNA, 1238 nt
Organism: Prorocentrum cordatum
Lineage: Eukaryota; Dinophyceae; Prorocentrales; Prorocentraceae
Source: the annotation of a GenBank genome assembly
CUGGGAUCAGCGCGUGCGAGAAGGGCGAGCAGUGGCAGCGGGCGGUGGCGCUGCUCAGCGAGAUGUGUGAGGCGAAGCUGGAGCCCAACGUCAUCUGACCUACAUUAAGGGCGAGCAGUGGCAGCGGGCGGUGGCGCUGCUCAGCGAGAUGUGUGAGGCGAAGCUGGAGCCCAACGUCACCUCUCCUAUAAUGCAGCGCCUCCUGCGUGGCAGACGGGCCUGUUCAGCUACAGCGCUGGGAUCAGCGCGUGCGAGAAGGGCGAGCAGUGGCAGCGGGCGCUGGCGCUCCUCAGCGAGACGGUGGAGGCGAAAUUGGAGCCCGACGUUAUUCAGCUACAACGCUGGGAUCAGCGCGUGCGGGAAAGGCAUGCAGUGGCAGAGUGCUCUGUCAUUGAUCAACGAGAUGUGGGAGGCGAAGUUGUUGCCUAACGUUAUCAGCUGCAGCGCUGCCAUCAGGGCUUGCGAUCGAGCAGGGAAAGAGCAACAGGCGAUUUGGUGGCUCACCGAGACGAGGGAUGCAAAGCUUGAGUCCAACGUCGCUAGCUUCAGUGAUACACUCGUUCUUGCAAUGUGCAAGCAGAUAUUGAGCAGAUCCCCUGUCAAUCCUGGGACCGAAGUGUGCGAGUACAGCAAGUAGCCGCAGCAGGCUUUGUCGCUGUUGAGGGCGAUGGGGAACAUUGAAGAUGCAUUGCAACAGCAUCAGCUAUGACGCUGGGGCCAGCGCGUGCGAGAUUUGCAGGUAGCGACAGCAGACUCCGUCGCUGCGCAGAGAGGUGUGUGGGAGGCUGCGAAGUUAGAGCCGACAUCAUCGGCUACACACCUCGUGAGUCGGGGAGCGCGAGGGCGUUGGCGUUCGGGAAGGUGUGCUUGAGGAAAUUCGACCUGGACCCUGCCGGUGGUUUUGGACGUGUGGCCAGGAUGUGCGAGCAGGACGGACAUGGGAAGCAGGUGACGUCGCUCCAGCCGACCAUCAGAGCGUGGGAUAAGAGCAUGCAGUGGUACAUGGCCUCGCUGCUGAGCGAGAUGCAGGAGGCGAAGCUGGAUCCCAACGUCUCUGUAUUAGAAUGUUGGGACCAGCGCGUGCGAGAAGGGCGAGCAGUGGCACCGGGCGCUGGCGUUGCUGAGCGAGAUGUGGGAGGCGAAACUGGAGCCCGACGUCAUCUGCACUACAAUUCUGGUCGCUGCGCGUGCGAGAUGCGCCCGCAGUGCGCCAGCUGCUUCCGACCGAGAAUAAGACC